Rhincodon typus (whale shark) is the source of this 789-nucleotide messenger RNA. Its product is annotated as nuclear factor 1 C-type-like. The record is from RefSeq and is a predicted model, not a curated record. Gene Ontology annotation, biological process: regulation of transcription by RNA polymerase II. NCBI's taxonomy places the organism in Eukaryota, Metazoa, Chordata, Chondrichthyes, Orectolobiformes, Rhincodontidae. The transcript has 8 exons. The coding region runs from base 1 to 789 and encodes 262 amino acids. Gene Ontology annotation, cellular component: nucleus. Gene Ontology annotation, molecular function: RNA polymerase II cis-regulatory region sequence-specific DNA binding; DNA-binding transcription factor activity, RNA polymerase II-specific.
AUGGCCAUCAUGGAGAUGGUGCAAAAUAUCCUGCAGGAGGAGAGUAGUGAGCUGAAAGUUUUGCAAAAUGAACCAGAGCAGACUGGCAGCCCAAGGCCUGCUAUUGGCUCUGAAGCUGAUGAUAGCAAGACAGGAACAAUUGAACACACAGAAUUUCAGGACAGCUUUGUGACUUCUGGCGUCUUCAAUGUAAAUGAGCUAGUGCAGGUAUCCAGAACUCCCAUUGUGACAGGAACAGGGCCGAACUUCUCUCUUGGAGAAUUACAAGGUCACUUGGCCUAUGAUUUGAACCCACCAAGUGCAGGGAUGAGGAGAACUUUGCCAAGUAGCUCAUCGAGCGGAAGUAAAAGACACAAAUCUGGUUCAAUGGAAGAUGAUAUUGACACUAGUCCAGGUGGGGAGUUUUACCCUUCACCAAGCUCACCUGCAAGCAGCAGUAGGAACUGGCAGGAGGAAAUGGAAGGAGGUAUCUCCCCUACAGUGAAGAAGACUGAGAUGGACAAAUCUCCAUUUAACAGCCCCUCUCCACAGGACUCCUCUUCACGAUUAAGUAGCUUCACACAACACCACCGUCCUGUGAUUGCUGUUCACAGUGGUCUUACAUCACGAAGUCCCCAUGCCUCUUCAUCUUUGCAUUUUCCAACAACCUCCAUCCUUCCCCAGAGUGCUUCAGGUUACUUCCCUCACACAACGAUUCGAUUCCCGCCACAUCUCAAUCCACCAGACCCUCUGAAGGAUCUGGUCUCACUUGCCUGUGACUCAUCCAAUCAACAGCCAGGCCCGAACUGA